AUGUGUUUGCUGUUUCAGGACUUACUUUACAUAUUGUCCCUUUGCUGUUAUUUGCAUAGAGAAGAGGAAAGGAGGAUUGUUUUCCAAACCAAAUUAAUUCACAGCCAUAAAGAGCAUGUUUCACCUCUGUCACUUUCCCCGUCACAUCCUUAUCAAUCUUUUACACACACAAGCACACAGAAAACAUAUCGCAUCUGAAGUUUUCAGUAAUGACUCUGGUAGAAAGAUGGAUGUAACAGGCUUGACAUAUCUCCUCAUCACUACACAGAUUUACAAUGUACUGUCUCCUAAUACUACAACCAGUCUAGGAUGCCAGCCGUGUCCCCCGGACCCAAAAGAGGUUCGAUGUCUUCCUGGUAACGUCACUGUACAGGUGAAGAACAACUCUCCAAACACUAAUACUUAUGUGAACAUGACCUGUUACACUAACCUGUCUACAAACAUGAUCGACGGCUUUGAGUGGGUGAAGAACCAGCAGAAAAUACCUAACAAUCAGAGCUUUUUAGUUCAGAACAUCACACAGAAGACGAAUUUCACUUGUACUGUUCUGGGUCCGUGUGGAAACUUCAGCUCUUCAAUUUUUGAAAUAGGAAACAAUGUACUGUCUGCUAAUACUACAACCAGUCUAGGAUGCCAGCCGUGUCCCCCGGACCCAAAAGAGGUUCGAUGUCUUCCUGGUAACGUCACUGUACAGGUGAAGAACAACUCAUAUCGCCUCAUCAGUAAACAGAUUUACAAUGUACUGUCUCCUAAUACUACAACCAGUCUAGGAUGCCAGCCGUGUCCCCCGGACCCAAAAGAGGUUCAAUGUCUUCCUGGUAACGUCACUGUACAGGUGAAGAACAACUCUCCAAACACUAAUACUUAUGUGAACAUGACCUGUUACACUAACCUGUCUACAAACAUGAUCGACGGCUUUGAGUGGGUGAAGAACCAGCAGAAAAUACCUGACAAUCAGAGCUUUUUAGUUCAGAAAAUCACACAGAAGACGAAUUUCACUUGUACUGUUCUGACUCCGUGUGGAAACUUCAGCUCUUCAAUUUUUGAAAUAGGAAGCCAUGGACAUCAAGUCCUUAUCGUUCUGUUGAUCUGUGGAGUAGGAGCUGUUUUCAUCAUCCUUACAUUUGGUAUCAGCAUGAAGAUUAUGCUAAAGAGAGGAGAAGUUCAAAGGCAGGCCAGGAGGCAACAGAGACAAGUGAUGCAGAGCAAUGAAAGUACUGCUACCACCAUAAGCUACUGGUGACGGAGCUAGUGUUCAGAUGUGUUCAGAUGUAGUGUUCUGAACUAGUGUUCAGAUGUAGUUAUUUAAUUUGUUACACAGUUUGUGAAGCCAAAAUUAGUUUAUCGUUUGUUUUUUUCUUGAAAAAAUGUUAAGGAUUUAAUGAUAUUUUGAAAAUUGUAAAUAAUGGGUUUAAUAAAUAAAUAUAUCAAAGAUCUUUGUUACAUUUGAGAUCAAAACAUGAAUAUGAGACGACUAAUCAGAAUUUCCGCUUUAUUUGUAUAAUAUUCCCAUCUAAACGAAAAAAAAAAAAAAUGAACACAGAUCUUUUGUCUUUUGAUCUCAAACUGAAACGUCCUCAGUGUAGCACAAAACAAGAAAUAAAUAUAUAAAUGUGUGUGUGUGUGUGUGUGUGUGUGUGUGUGUGUGUGUGUGUGUGUGUGUGUGUGUGUGUGUGUGGGGUGUGGGUGGGUGUG
Tachysurus fulvidraco (yellow catfish) is the source of this 1695-nucleotide messenger RNA. RefSeq lists its product as uncharacterized. Bases 116 to 1243 code for a protein of 375 amino acids. The transcript is spliced from 13 exons. The record is from RefSeq and is a predicted model, not a curated record. NCBI's taxonomy places the organism in Eukaryota, Metazoa, Chordata, Actinopteri, Siluriformes, Bagridae.